AUUCAUUCAAUAUGGGACGUCGUGCGAAGAACAAACAAGGGCCACCCGAGCCUCUAGAGGAUACAUUGGCACAGGCAGGACGGCAUUCGGCGAACAAGCUCGGUAAGCGCAAGGCUGAGGAUGCGAAGGAAGGUCUGAGCAAGAGGCCAGCCAAGAAGGCUCGCGAGAACAAAGAGAAUCCAAAAUCCAAGACUCUUCUCGGGAAGGGCAAGGUAUCCGAAAAGCCAGGAAGGGCUCCUAGCAAAGCAAAGACGAAACGGAAGGAGGACGUUGAGGAAGAGGAAGGUGGGAACAGCGAGGGAUGGGAGGACGUCGAGGGCGACCAGGAUCUAAAAGCACAUGCAAGGUCACUAUUCCACGAUAGCGAUGAUGAUGCAGAGGGAGGUUUCAUCGGUGACUUGGACGAUCUCGAAAUGGCCGGUGCCGACGCGGACGACGAUGAUCUCCUGCAAGGUCCUAUACGAGAGCUCGAUUUGGAUUCUGAUGAUGAUGAGCUCGAGAUCGCCCCCGCCAGGACCAAGGGCAAAAAGUCGAAGCAGCACGAACGCCCCGCGAAAAUCAUCCCCACAGCUUCUGACCAGUCAUCGUCUGAUGAGGAGGAUGAAGAAGACAGUCCUGUUACCUUUGCGAACAUGGAGGCUCGGUCAAAGGCUAUGGACGCAAAAGCAACGCGGGAAGCGGAGCUUGACGCAAAGGAGAUGCGUGAAGCCGAGUUUGCUGGUGCGGAGGACGGCGACUUCGCAGAUGCGGAUGUGGAUGAGGACAUGGAUGGUGAAGACGGCAAGGGCGAGGAAGCAUUCCGUCUGCCUUCAGCGGAGGAAAGGGAGGAAGAAAAGAAGAACGGUGGACCGGAUGUGCAUACAGUACAGCGACGUAUGCGAGAGUGCGUCCGUGUGUUGGGCAACUUCAAAAAGCUGGCAGCCAAAGGUCGAUCACGCUCAGAGUAUGUGCAGCAGCUCAUUUCGGACAUCGCGAGCUAUUAUGGAUACAACGAUUUCCUCGCAGAAAAACUGUUCCAGCUGUUCCCGGUUGCGGAGGCGAUCGAGUUCUUCGAAGCAAACGAGGUCCCCAGGCCGGUGACUAUCCGAACAAAUACCCUCCGCACACGUCGGCGCGAUCUUGCGCAAGCGCUCAUCAACCGGGGCGUCAACCUCGAGCCUAUUGGAAAGUGGACAAAUGUGGGUCUACAGGUGUUCGAGAGUAGCGUGCCAAUCGGGGCGACUCCCGAGUAUCUUGCGGGACACUACAUGCUCCAGGCCGCCUCGUCUUUCCUUCCGGUAAUCGCAUUGUCUCCGCAACCCAACGAGCGGGUACUGGACAUGGCCUCAGCGCCCGGUGGGAAGACGACACAUAUGGCGGCGCUGAUGCAAAACACAGGUGUUGUGUUCGCGAAUGACGCAAACAAAGUGCGGACGAAGAGUCUCACUGCAAACAUACACCGUCUGGGAUGCAAGAAUGUCGUCGUGUGCUCGUAUGACGGCAGAGAGUUCCCGAAGGUGAUAGGUGGCUUUGAUCGAGUACUGCUCGAUGCGCCGUGCAGUGGCACGGGCGUCAUCAGCAAAGACGCUAGCGUGAAGACGAACAAGUCCGAGCGCGAUUUUACCCUCCUCUCGCACCUCCAAAAGCAGCUCAUUCUCUGCGCCAUCGAUAGCGUCGCGCCUGACUCGAAGACCGGCGGGUACCUCGUCUACUCCACAUGCUCCGUGAUGGUCGAGGAGAACGAGGCGGUCGUGGACUACGCGCUGCGCAAGCGGCCGAAUGUGACGCUCGUCGACACGGGCCUCGAGUUCGGGCGCACGGGAUACACCAGGUACCGCGGGAAGGUGUUCAACGAGAAACUAAGCCUCACUCGGCGGUUCUACCCGCACGUGCACAACAUGGACGGGUUCUUCGUCGCGAAGUUUAAAGUCGAGCGACGCACGAAAACGAGGCCGGGCAGGGAGGAUACCGGCAAGGGCAGCGCGGAGGUGGAGGCGGGGGAGCAGAAGGCGUUUGAUAGCGAUGAGGACAGGGCGUACAUGGACAUGGCAGAAAUCAAACGGAAGAGGAUGAAGGCCAAGGGACUGCGUGUCCCUGCGCAGCUCAAGUCCAAGCUGGAACAUGCACCCACUGUCGAGGCUGUUGCAUAGGCCCCGGGCUUGUAUCCUUUAAAUUUCGCAUUAAGAGGGUUUCUAUGAUAUGUAGCGCGUUCGAUCUGGCUCUGCAUACACGCUGCUGGCUGUAAUAGCCAAGACCUCUCGGGGAUCGCCAGCGGCAUAAGGGACCUGUUCGCCGUCACAUGGCGCCGCGUGCGGUGGUUUUCUACCGUAUAUGUAGUCGCUGCUAGUAACCCUCAGACCGCACGGGCUAACGCAGCCGCACGCCGAGUCAGCCCACGCUUAUCGAUUGAAGGU
This is a messenger RNA of Laetiporus sulphureus 93-53, 2393 nucleotides long. Its product is annotated as NOL1/NOP2/sun family RNA met. Lineage: Eukaryota; Fungi; Basidiomycota; Agaricomycetes; Polyporales; Laetiporaceae. The coding region runs from base 12 to 2129 and encodes 705 amino acids. The transcript has 7 exons. The record is from RefSeq and is a predicted model, not a curated record. Gene Ontology annotation, molecular function: rRNA (cytosine-C5-)-methyltransferase activity; RNA binding. Gene Ontology annotation, biological process: rRNA base methylation; maturation of LSU-rRNA. Gene Ontology annotation, cellular component: nucleolus.